AUGAUAAAAAAUAUAAACUUACAUAAAAGUCAAGAAAUUUAUGACGAAAACAACAAGAAAUAUGAAAAAGAUGAUCCUAAUUUUUUGUUAAGUACAAAAAAGUUUAGAAAAAAUAAUAAAAGGGGAUUAGAAAAAAAAAAGCAUAGUAUAAACAAUGUGAUAAUGAAUAAUUGUUUUAAGAAAUACAAAAAAAAAGUACUUUAUGCUACAGAAAAAAAAAAAAAAAAAUAUGAUUCAAAUAAUAAAUUCCAAGACAGUGAAAACCUCAUAAAUGAUAAAAUAAGCAGCUUGGUUAAUGAAAAUGAAAUUAAAAAAAUUACUAGUAAUAAUAAAUAUAAAAAUAACAAUAACAAUUUAAGUGACAUGAAAAAAAUUAAAAACGGACAAUAUUCUAAAAAAAAAAAAAUAAAUAAGAUUGAAGAUAAUAUAUUAAUUAAAAAGAACAAAGCAAAUAAAAAUAUUGAAAAAAAUAUUUUAAAAAAAAUAAAAAAUAAAAAGAACUGUAAUAAUAAUAAAUCUUCAAAAAUAGAAAACCAAGUUCUUGGUAUUAGUCAAAAUAUAUAUAACAUAUUAAAUAUAUUAAAUUUACCUAAAUCAGAUAUUUUAAAAAGAACAAAUCAAAGGUUUGCUGAAUCCUUUUUAUAUUUAACAAAUGGUUAUAAUGUCGACAUAGAAAAAUUAUUUAAAGGAUCUAUGUACAAAAGAAAAUACAGAAACAAUUCAACAAUAAAAAUCACAGGUAUUCAAAUAUAUUCUCUGUGUAAGCACCAUUUAUUGCCCUUUCAAGGAGUAUGCACUAUUGAAUACAUUCCUAAUAGGUACAUUUUGGGUUUAUCUAAAUUUUCAAGAAUUGUAGAUGCGUUUUCUAGAAGAUUGCAAUUACAAGAAGAUUUGACUAACGAUAUUUGUAACAUUUUAAAAAAAUAUUUAAAACCUUUACAUGUUCAAGUUACUAUAGUUGCUGAACACUUAUGUAUUAGUAUGCGCGGAGUAAAAGAACAUAAUUCUACUACUAUUACACACGCACGUAAUGAAUUAAAAAAUAAUAAAUAUAUAAAUAAUUCCUAUAUAGAUAAUUGUUUUCAAAAAGAAAAUGAUAUUAGUAUGCAUGACGAUAUCAAUUAA
This is a messenger RNA of Plasmodium relictum, 1125 nucleotides long. RefSeq names its product GTP cyclohydrolase I, putative (gene GCH1). Gene Ontology annotation, biological process: tetrahydrobiopterin biosynthetic process; tetrahydrofolate biosynthetic process. The transcript has a single exon. The record is from RefSeq and is a predicted model, not a curated record. Gene Ontology annotation, cellular component: cytoplasm. Gene Ontology annotation, molecular function: zinc ion binding; GTP binding; GTP cyclohydrolase I activity. The coding region runs from base 1 to 1125 and encodes 374 amino acids. NCBI's taxonomy places the organism in Eukaryota, Apicomplexa, Aconoidasida, Haemosporida, Plasmodiidae.